UAUUAUGCUACAACCUAUAAGGGAGUGUAUGAUUUAAACUUGGACGGCAAGUUUACCGUAGCAUGUUUUUCUUCGUCUAAGUUUUUCCAAACUCAACUGAUAAUCGAUUACUGGUGCGUUAAAGUAUCAACCUUUUUGUGACUCAACGAGUUAGGGUUUUGCUUUGUUCCCUUUUCGUUCCUAUAGGAGCUGGAUUGGGUGUGAUAAUGGUGAAAAACGUUGGAGUUGGAAGUGAUGCUGAGUCUGAUGAGUUUAUGGAGUACCUCAUGAAACAAGUCAUUGAUGGAAAGGAUAGUGAUGUCACAUUUGAUAACUUUCCUUUUUACUUAAGUGAAAGAAUCAAAAUUUUGUUGACAAGUGCGGGACAUUUUCAUUUAAGACAACAUGACCUAUCCAAGCACACUACGAACCUUUCGCCACUGAGCCGAGCUAUUUUGCUUUCUGAACCUAACGAGCUUUAUCAUCAUAUGCUUGCCAAAGCUUUAGCAAAUUGCUAUGGAUCGAAGUUACUGUAUCUAGAUAUUGAUUACUUCUCUUCGAAGAUGCGGGGCAAAGAUGGAUGUUCUACAAAAGCACGGCAUUUAAAAAGGUCCAAAUUUGAGGCGGCUUUGGAGUGUCUGUCUGGUUUCCUUAGUCAUCUGCCGAUCCUCCCUAAAACAGUUCCUUCGAAGUGCAAAUGCCCAGACUGUUCUAAUGCAAAGCUUUUUCUAUAUUCACUCUCCAAGGUCUUGGUUUCUAUAUUAGAAACUGGUUCUGUCAUUUUAUACAUCAAGAAUGCUGAGAAGAUCUUUCUUCGAUCACCAAGGAUCUACAGUUUGUUCAAAAUACUAUUCGAUAAACUUUCAGGACCAGUGUUGAUACUCGGUUCUAGGUCUGAUGAUUUAAAAGACGAUUCUACAAAAGUCAAUGAAAAACUCACUAUGUUAUUCCCUUACCAUAUUGAGAUUAAACCGCCUCAGGAUAUGACUCAUCUCAAAAUCUGGACAGAACAACAAAAAAAGGCCAUGGAAAAGACUUCUUUGGAAGAUAAAACCGCCCGCGUUGCUGAAGUGUUUGCAACAAAUGGCAUUGAUUGUAAUGUCUUGGAUUCAAUUAGUAGUACUGAUAUGAUGAUACUUAGUAAUCACACCGAAGAGAUUGUGGCAUCUUCAAUUUUUUAUCACUUGAAGAAUACUGAAAAUCCAGAGUACCGAAAUGGAAUCCUAACUAUAUCGGCCACGAGUUUGUGCCAUGUAUUGAGCCUUUUUCAGGAGGGUGAAAGUGGUGAAAAUGAUGAAAACAACACUAAAAAUAAGUCAAAAAAGGAUGAUCCCGGAAAAGAUAAACCUAUUUCAAACGGGACCGAGAAAGACAGUGAUAUUAAAGCUAUUUCAAACGAAAAAAAGAAAGACAGUGAUAUUAAUGAUACUACAAAACCUAAAGUUCCUGCUGACAACUCCUAUGAGGAGUUAAUAAGAAAAGAGCUUAUCCCUGCAAAUGAGAUAAAGGUGAGUUUUUCAGAUAUUGGUGCAUUGGAUGAUGUAAAAGAAUCACUUCAAGAAGUGGUUAUGCUUCCCCUUAGAAGACCAGAUCUAUUCAAAGACGGUGGGUUAUUGAAGCCAUGUAAAGGUGUGUUGCUUUUUGGACCUCCCGGUACAGGAAAAACAAUGCUUGCAAAGGCAAUUGCAAAUGAAGCUAGAGCAAGUUUCAUCAAUGUCUCUUUGUCUGUCAUCACUACUAUGUGGUUCGGAGAAAGUGAAAAGAAUGUUCGAGCUCUGUUUUCAUUAGCGGCAAAGGUUGCCCCGACGAUUAUUUUCAUUGAUGAAGUUGAUAGCUUGCUUGGGAAGCGGACUUCGGGUGAGCAAAACGUUGUGAGAGGGAUUAAAAAUGAAUUCAUGACCCAUUGGGAUGGACUUUUGUCAAAACCUGAUGAGAAAGUUAUUGUCCUUGCUGCGACCAACAUGCCAUUUGCCCUUGAUGAAGCAGUUAUAAGACGGUUUCAGCGCAGGAUCAUGGUUGGUCUUCCGUCUGCUGAAAACAGGGAAGUGAUCUUGAGAACUCUUCUAGCUAAGGAAAAACAUGAAGAUAUAGACUUCAAAGAGCUUUCAACUAUGACAGAAGGAUACAGUGGGAGUGAUCUUAAGAACUUGUGCAUGACUGCAGCAUAUCGCCCCAUUAAGGAUCUUAUGCAACAGGAGAAGGCCAAAGAAAUGAAAAAGAAGAAAAAAGAGGCAGAAGCUGAAAUCUCAGAAGUUGCCUCCAAUGCUACGGAAGAAGAUCAAGUGAUUGUCCUUAGGCCUUUAAACAUGGAAGACAUGAAAGAUGCAAAGAAUAAGGUGACUGCAAGCUAUGCUGAAGGAGGAUCAAAUAUGAAAAAGCUAGAGGAGUGGAAUGGUUUGUAUGGAGAAGGAGGUUCAAGGAAGAAAAAGGAGCAGCUUAGUUAUUUCUUAUAGAUUUAGAAAGCCAAGUUUUAAUAUGGAUACAUCAAUAUUCAUCUCAAAGAUGUAUAUAUAGUCUCUUUUUUCCAAUAUACAUAUUUAAAAUAUUUUCUUUCA
This is a messenger RNA of Lathyrus oleraceus (garden pea), 2534 nucleotides long. RefSeq lists its product as uncharacterized. Bases 207 to 2432 code for a protein of 741 amino acids. Gene Ontology annotation, cellular component: mitochondrial outer membrane. The transcript is spliced from 14 exons. NCBI's taxonomy places the organism in Eukaryota, Viridiplantae, Streptophyta, Magnoliopsida, Fabales, Fabaceae. Gene Ontology annotation, molecular function: ATP hydrolysis activity; ATP binding. The record is from RefSeq and is a predicted model, not a curated record.